AUGCGCUUCAAGGCGUCAAUACAGAAUAUUAAUACCUUUACGAAGCUCACGGCGUCACUCAAUUCGCUCGGCCCGCUCGCGUGGGUGAAGCUCAGCGAAGAGCAAGUAUGCUUCACCAUCAUACCAGAGCAGGGCACUCAAGUAUGGGCUGUCCUCUCUAUUGACUCUAUCUUCGAGACCAUCAGCGUGCAGUCAGCAGCGAACAACGUCAUCAACCUCGAAGUUCCGCUCACGUCGCUGAAUCGCGCUCUCAAGUCAGCCCUCAAUGCCACGUCGGCCCAGAUACGCCUCACCAAGAAGGACAACCUGCCCAUGCUUGCCCUCACCAUCGUCACCACGACCUCCUCGAACACGUACAGCGCCUUCCCUGCAGCCACAGCCAACAACGACGAUGGCUUCGACGCUGCCUUUGACAACGAAUUUGGUGGAGGAAACCGUGAGACCAUUGUCACGCAGGAGAUACCCGUGCGAGUGCUUGCGCCAGACACUGUAGCGCACCUGCAUGAGCCCGUCUGUAGAGAGCCAGACGUACACAUCAUACUGCCUCCUCUGAUGCAGCUGAAGAGCAUCAGCGACAGGUUCACCAAGCUCGCGCUGGCAGACACCAAGGCAAGCACCGCGACGACGGCAUCAAGGACACGACUAGAGGUUGCCGCCAACAUGCACGGCUGCCUCAGGAUGAGGAUCCGAUCCGACGCCAUGAACAUAUCCUCCAUCUGGACCGAUCUUAGUAAUCCAGAACUCGACCCUGGCCACGUCGCUGGUGGAGAGGAUGGCGUAGCUGAACACCCAAGCACGCGUAUGAAGCAGCUGGGCACGGCAGACGGGCGUAGUGAAGAAGGCUGGGCUACAGUGAGGAUCGAUGGGCGUGACUGGGGUAAGGUCAUGAGUGUGGGUAGGCUGGGGGGACGAGUGAUCGCUUGCUUCUGUCAUGAGCAUGCACUCAUCCUCUACGUUUACCUACCCAACGAUAAUGGCGAUGACGAGUCGGUCCUGACACGCAUAGCUACCUUCGCGCUCAUGUCAUCCUCACGAGGCACAAACUAG
This is a messenger RNA of Alternaria arbusti, 1047 nucleotides long. RefSeq lists its product as uncharacterized. Gene Ontology annotation, cellular component: nucleolus; checkpoint clamp complex; site of double-strand break. Gene Ontology annotation, biological process: telomere maintenance; meiotic DNA integrity checkpoint signaling; nucleotide-excision repair. The transcript is spliced from 6 exons. Lineage: Eukaryota; Fungi; Ascomycota; Dothideomycetes; Pleosporales; Pleosporaceae. Bases 1 to 1047 code for a protein of 348 amino acids. The record is from RefSeq and is a predicted model, not a curated record.